Molecule: messenger RNA, 1224 nt
Organism: Funneliformis mosseae
Lineage: Eukaryota; Fungi; Glomeromycota; Glomeromycetes; Glomerales; Glomeraceae
Source: the annotation of a GenBank genome assembly
AUGAAUGAUAUGAUCAUCAUUGACAUUCAUAGUUAUGAAAAAAAGUCGAAAUCUCCAGUGGCCAUCAAAAUCAUUGAUCUUGAAAGUGCUGAGGAUGAAAUUGAAGAUAUUCAGCAAGAAAUUGCAAUUCUCUCACAAUUGGACUCACAAUAUGUGACAAGAUAUUAUGCUUCCUAUCUUAAAGGAACGCAUCUAUGGAUUAUAAUGGAAUAUUGUUCUGGUGGUUCUUGUUCUGAUCUAAUGAAGCCAGGAGCUAUCAGGGAAGAAUAUAUAGCAAUCAUAUUAAGAGAAUUGCUGAAAGGCUUGGAUUAUCUUCACAACGAAAAUAAACUACACAGAGAUAUUAAAGCGGCAAAUGUCCUUUUAAGCUCGAACGGUGAUGUGAAACUGGCUGAUUUUGGAGUUUCGGGACAGCUUACAGCGACAAUGACCAAGAAAGUUACCUUUGUUGGUACUCCGUUUUGGAUGGCACCUGAGGUUAUUAAACAAUCAGGAUAUGACUUUAAGGCGGAUAUCUGGUCGUUGGGAAUAACCGCCAUCGAGCUUGCCAAGGGGGUACCACCUUACGCAGAACAGCACCCAAUGAAAGUACUUUUUCUCAUUCCCAAAAAUCCAUCUCCAGUUUUGGAUGGCUUAUAUUCUAAAGGAUUCAAGGAAUUUGUUGCACAAUGUUUGGACAAAGAUCCUAAUAAUCGACCUACGGCAAAAGAAUUACUUAAGCAUAGGUUUAUUCGUAGUGCAAAGAAGACUUCUUAUUUGACGGAGCUAAUUGAACGACAUGAAAGAUGGGUGUCCGAAGGAGGUUGUCCGUUAGAUUCUGACGAUUCAGAACAUUCCGAGAAUGGUGUUGAUGAUCGUGAGGAAACAAGUUGGGAGUUUGACACUGUUAAACCAUCAAAAACAAAAUCAUCACGAAAACAAGUAAUGGCCAUGAAGGAAAGCGAUUCCGGGUAUGACACAGUUAAAGGUGUAGGUUCGAUCGGAGCAGAUGAUGAAUACGAUGAUGAGCUUUAUGGCCACACGCAGCCACCAGAUCCAGCAGUUUUCAGAAAAGUGGUUGUUCCAUCGAUUAAUAAGUUGUGUAAGAGUGCCCCUAGUCAAAAAGCUUUAAAUACAUUGGAAGCUUUGAAAAAAGCUUUUGAGGAUGCUGAAAGAGAAAAUCCUGGAAUAAGUGAAACAUUCAUGCAUGCAGUGUUUCAAAGAUAUGAUGAAGUUAAUCCUUAA